GGCUUUAUAUCCGCUGGUAUGUUACAGGGCACCAUGGACUAGAAAGUUGAGUGAAUAUGGGAAAACAACAAUACUGCUAUGUACUACCAUUUGUUUGUGUUAAUGUUAUCGUGUGUACCCAGUGUAGGAAGACUGUAUUUGUUUAGGGGCAGCUGGGAUCCAUAUGACACUAAAUAUGGACACUUUUCUGAGACGGAGCGGCUUGAGAUGCUACAGGCAUCGAAAAACAUGUUUUAUUUCGGAUAUGACAGUUACAUGAAAUACGCCUUUCCACAAGAUGAACUGAACCCAAUAAACUGCUCUGGGCGUGGGCCAGACUAUGACAACCCAUCCAACAUAAACAUCAAUGAUGUUUUAGGUGACUACAUUCUGACGCUAGUGGACGCCCUGGACACAUUAGCUGUAAUGGGAAAUGAAACUGAAUUUAAGAAAGCGGUGAACCUCAUUAAGGAUAACCUUGACUUUGACAAGUCAAGCACCGUUCAAGUCUUCGAAACUACGAUCCGGAUGAUGGGAGCAUUAUUAUCAGCACACCUAAUCAUCAUUGACCCCAGUCAGCCAUUCGGUAAUAUGAUGCCCAUACACUAUGAAGGGGAGUUGCUUCACCUAGCACAUGACUUGGCUGCAAGACUUCUUCCUGCCUUCGAAAAUACAGCAACAGGAAUUCCUUAUCCAAGGAUAAAUCUGCGUCAUGGAGUACCACCUGACUGUAUCAAUGAAACAUGUACAUCAGGAGCGGGGACUUUGGUGCUAGAGUUUGGCAUACUGUCUCGGCUGCUGGGAGAUCCUGUGUAUGAAUCUUUGGCCAGACGAGCAGUGCAGAUGCUGUGGAAAUAUCGCUCAAAUGUGACAGGCUUGUUCGGUAAUGUCAUCAAUAUCCAGACUGGAGAGUGGGUUGGGAAGAUGAGUGGUCUAGGUGCCGGGAUUGAUUCAUUCUACGAGUAUCUCCUCAAGUCAUACAUUAUGUUCGGAGAUGAACAUGACCUGAAGAUGUUCAAUGAAUCCUACGAGACAAUCAAGUUCCAUAUGAGAAGGGGGAGGUCGCGGUGCAACAAUGGUGAAGGGAACCCUCCUAUCUACGUCAACGUCAACAUGAUGACAGGCGACACCGCCAACACCUGGAUUGAUGCCCUGCAGUCAGCAUGGUCAGGUGUGCAGGUGUUGAAUGGUGACAUAGAGGAGGCCAUCUGUUCCCAUGCAUUAUACUAUUCAAUAUGGAGGAAGUACGGGGCCCUGCCGGAGCGCUACAACUGGCAGAUGAAGGCCCCGGAUGUCAUGUUUUACCCCCUGCGCCCAGAACUGGUGGAAUCAACAUACUACCUCUACCAGGCCACCAAAAACCCAUUCUACCUGCAUGUGGGGAAAGACAUUCUCAACAGCCUCAAUCAACAUGCCAAAGCAGAGUGCGGGUAUGGAACAAUACACAAUGUGAAUACAAAAACUUUGGAGGACAGAAUGGAGAGCUUCUUUCUUAGUGAAACUUGUAAAUAUUUGUACUUGCUAUUUGACAAAGACAAUCACGUGAACACGGAGGCCAGCAAGUGGCUGUUCUCCACAGAGGGGCACCUGUUUCCUGUCAGCAGACAACUCCGCAAGAAGUCAUGGGAAGAAUGGCAGCCCCAGACACCCAUUCCAUCGGCAGCCGUGGUGGAUGUUCGCACAAACAAGUCAAAUUGUGAUACAGUGUCGUCGGACAGUCGGUACUUUCUACCAAUGAAGUCCCGUUACCUGGAGCAGAUGGAGCUUGCUGUGGGUCUACACGACACUUUGUGACACAUUCCAGCUUUAUACAUACCUAGUGUGUCUCAACACAGGGCAUUCUAUGUGAUGGCAGUCUUGCGCAUAUCAUACUGCAGACCGAACCAAUUUACUUCUUGUUCUAUAUAUCAUCUGAAAAAGCAAAUUAAUUUCGUGAUUCUUUUUUUUAAAUAUGUUUUUUUGUGUUUUUGUUAAAACUUGCAAAAAUCAACCCCAUAUCAACUCUGACAAAAACAUUAUAUACUCACUGCCAAAAGAAACAUGAAUACCAUACACGGAGGUUAAUUUAUGAAAAGUUACUCCAUUUCAAGAGAUGUUAGAUUAGUUUGAUGCACAAAUGAGGAUGCUGUUAUGUUGUAUGAGAUGCACAAACGAGGAUGCUGUUAUGUUGUAUGAGAUGCACAAACGAGGAUGCUGUUAUGUUGUAUGAGAUGCACAUUUGUUUCAUGCAGGAUUAAUGUGUAAAGUUUUGAAAUCAUGUGCAGCAUAUCUGAUAAGAAUAAAGACACACUGUGGUAACAUUCGACUGAUUUUUAGUUUUGACAACACCUCUUCUUUAUGUAGAUACUUCUCUGUAUGUUUCUCUGGUUUGCGUUUCUUUUGGCAGUGAGUAUAAUAUGCCUCCUGACUCAUGGAAUAUUGUUCGCAAAAGUCCAUAAGACAUAAAAUUAGAUUGUAUUUCACCUUGUACCUACAAUAUCUACAUAUUGUCAUCAGUCAUUCGUGCACACACAUUCAUGACAUGUCAUUAUUUGUAUAGUGUUUAAUAGAGUAUGACAACAUACAGCUUUAGAAGGCAAAGGGAGAUAACUGAGACUAAUCCCAUCAUUGGGUUGCAAUACUUUUAAAUAGCCUAUAAAGAAAGGUUUUUAUCAUGCUUAUUCAAGUCAUUUGUAUGUUUUUAUACAUUCAUGUCUCAAAUCAAUUCAAUAUUCAACUGAGAAUGUGUCUUAGUGAUAUUCCAAAUACUUAAGCAAACUUAACAUUUGUUUAAGUACUAAGGUAUAAAAUUAUGAAGCGUUUCCCCAUAUUUCUUCCAUUCAGCAUUUUCCUCAUCUAAGCUAUACAUUAUCAUUCUCAGGUCCAGCUCAUGUCAAAUAUUUGUUCUUUUAUCCUAAUAUUAUACAAUUUCAAAACAUAUUCCCAAAAUUAUAUAAUAAAAUCAGUUGUCUGUUCGGUAUGAUAUUGUCUACUCUGUAUAUGUGUGAUAUUAUCUGUGCAUUCUCCCUAGUAGGUAUGAACGGGACAUGAAUGUUUUCUUUUCUCUGUGUUGUCACUGUACAUGGAUUAUGGAAUCUGUCUGGGUGUCCGUGUACAGUUUGUCCGUGACAUAUAGGGUAAAAACCCAUCUUCCCAAGGCAAGGGUGUUAACUGACUAUAAAAGUCCAAUUUCCACCCUUGCCGAACUCGGCUGGAAGUUUGUGGCUCGCUCGUAUUGCCCAGUCAAGACGAUCUGAUCGAUAAUCGACAUCUUAAUUGUAAUAAAAUGGGUCCUACCUCACGCAAUGCAAGAAAUCACCUAACACAUUGAUUUGAAAUAUGAAAAGAUUUGGAAAAUAUUUGUCGACAACCAGUUGACAGUACACAUG
Haliotis rufescens (red abalone) is the source of this 3347-nucleotide messenger RNA. Its product is annotated as ER degradation-enhancing alpha-mannosidase-like protein 1. Gene Ontology annotation, molecular function: mannosyl-oligosaccharide 1,2-alpha-mannosidase activity; calcium ion binding. The coding region runs from base 79 to 1773 and encodes 564 amino acids. Lineage: Eukaryota; Metazoa; Mollusca; Gastropoda; Lepetellida; Haliotidae. The transcript is spliced from 12 exons. Gene Ontology annotation, biological process: carbohydrate metabolic process; endoplasmic reticulum mannose trimming; mannose trimming involved in glycoprotein ERAD pathway. Gene Ontology annotation, cellular component: membrane; endoplasmic reticulum. The record is from RefSeq and is a predicted model, not a curated record.